AUGAAGGACGCGUUUCGUUUCCGUAGCGUACGGGAUUCGGCGCAAUUUUCGCCCGGGGAGUCGAUGGCAGUCGGUGCCGCGAUCUUGCCUUCGGUGUAUCGUUGCAUAUACCUGUCUAUAUGUAUAUAUAAAUGUGUGUAUGUGAUGCUGCGGUGUGCGGAAGUACGCAGUGAACGAAUGAAUGAAAGGAAGUUUUGCUUUGCGCAUUGUUUGACCACCAUCGCUCGUUCGGCCGCCCGACCGGCGGUGUCGGUCGGUGACUCAUGUUUAAGUUGGAAGUUUCGUUUCAUGCCGCAGGCAGACGAACAAGCCGGGUUUGCGACCGUCAAGGAAGAGGAGGAGGAGGUGAUGGUAAUGGUGAUAGUAAUGAGCGUUGUUUUGUUUCGGUUAUUAUCACGCGUCGCCAUGUCCUUGUUCUUUGCCUGCUGUCGCCCGAGCCUCUCCAGUAGCUACGAGCAAGCAACAAUGUCGGAUGUACCGACAUAUUCGGGCGAAGAUCUUAAGUAUUUGGUAGCCGAACGCAGCAACGACCCGUCAUACCAGGCAGCAUGGACCAUGAAGCGUUUGGUAUGGGUUCCGGAUGAGACGCUGGGCUUCGUGGCGGCCAGCAUCCGUGAGGAGCACGCUGACGAGCUGACCGUCGAGCUACUGGACACCGGCAGGAUCCAGAAGGUGAGCAAGGAUGAUAUCCAGAAGAUGAACCCGCCCAAGUUCGACAAGGUCGAGGACAUGGCUGAACUGACGUGCCUGAACGAGGCGUCGGUGCUUCACAACCUCCGCGAACGUUACUACUCCGGUCUGAUUUAUGUAAGCGGAUUUUGCACAUUUUUAAAAUCAUGUUUGUUUUUGUCAAUUUUAUAUGGCGUAUUGUAUAUUUUUUACUUUUGUUCGUUCGUUCGCUUCCGCCGUUCUUUUGAAUCUUCGUUUUCUUGUUCGAUCGCUACCCUGGUAGAUUUCCUGUUUUUACCUUUCGCCCGACCCGUCCAUUUAACCUUGACAUUUGUCGUGCGCUGUCGUCAUGCGUACGGACCAAACGUGACCAUCGGUCGGUUGGCCGAUAGGUCGAUCGAUCGAAUGCCACACAGCGCCAACCUGACCAAUCUUAGUAAUAAUAUUAACGAUCAUCAUGCGAUGAAAAUUAUAGAUGACGUAUACUUCGUCGUUGUUGUCGUCGUCGUCGUAGUCGGGUCACGAACGACGCUCGUCGGAAUCUUAGGUCGCCGUGCGUCUGACGAUCGCUGGAUUCUAUCCGACAGGUGGAACAGGUUUUAG
Molecule: messenger RNA, 1272 nt
Organism: Soboliphyme baturini
Lineage: Eukaryota; Metazoa; Nematoda; Enoplea; Dioctophymatida; Soboliphymatidae
Source: the annotation of a GenBank genome assembly